This is a messenger RNA of Eriocheir sinensis (Chinese mitten crab), 594 nucleotides long. RefSeq lists its product as uncharacterized. The coding region runs from base 58 to 411 and encodes 117 amino acids. The record is from RefSeq and is a predicted model, not a curated record. NCBI's taxonomy places the organism in Eukaryota, Metazoa, Arthropoda, Malacostraca, Decapoda, Varunidae. The transcript has 3 exons.
UCAAGGCUUCGUGGGUAUAAAAGAGCGGCAGCAAGCGGCUACCCUCAAACCGUCGCCAUGAGACUGUCCCUCGCCCCGCUCCUGCUGGGUCUGCUGCUGGCCGUGUGGCUGGGUACGUCCCCUUCGCAGGCUGACCCUCGAUCGGCAGGGAGAAACAGGGACCCUGUCGCCUAUGAGGCUCACAGGCUUCGCAAGGCCUACGCGUACCAUCAGAGACAAGCAACAACUGUACCAUCGCCCACCCCAAAACCGAGAUACCCAGGCUGGUUCCCCUUUGAUCGCGACCUCCCGAUAAAAGACUCCAUGAGAGGGCGCACACCAAAUAACUACCCAAGCCGCAUCAACCUAGAAAAAUCAAACCAAGGUACCACGGCCAUGAAGAAUAACAUGAACUCAAGGCGCUACGGAUAAGAAAGGACGACCUCAUGGCGCGCUGCACACCCACAGGCGGGCACACAAGAUGCAGCGCCCCAAUAAACUUACAGGGGAGACUUUGCCGUGGAUGAUUGAUGGUUAUGAUUUGUACGUCCAGACUUUGUAAUUGUUCAACUUGUUAUCACUGGGAAAUAAAUCAAUAAAUCCAGCAACACAACA